Molecule: messenger RNA, 4863 nt
Organism: Anoplopoma fimbria (sablefish)
Lineage: Eukaryota; Metazoa; Chordata; Actinopteri; Perciformes; Anoplopomatidae
Product: estrogen receptor beta-like
Exons: 10
Coding region: 276-2264 (662 amino acids)
Biological process (GO): regulation of DNA-templated transcription; estrogen receptor signaling pathway; cellular response to estradiol stimulus
Cellular component (GO): nucleus
Molecular function (GO): nuclear receptor activity; nuclear estrogen receptor activity; steroid binding
Source: RefSeq, a predicted model, not a curated record
GAGGGCACGAAGGGACAUGUUGGUGACAAACCGGGAAUGGAGACGACCCUGGAGGACUAACACGGAGGAAUACUCCCACAGGAGCGAGCUCCUCUUCCAGCUCCACGGUUCUUCUUUUCCUGCCUUUGCUGCCACGGAGGUGUGAGAAGCGACCAAAAGUCCAAACAGCUGACCAGCUCCAGAGACACAGGACUUGUCUUCACUAUAACAUGCAAUAGAGGAACCGGCUGCACCACCAUAUCCAUCAUCAGUGUGAAGAGUAGGCUCCCUCUGACAUGGCCUGCUCCCCCAGGCUGGACGCUGACCCGAUACCGCUGCUUCAGCUCCAGGAGGUGGACUCCAGCAAAUCCUCAGAGAGGCCGAGCUCCUGCGGACUCCCGCCCCCCGUGUACAGCCCUCCUCUGGGCAUGGACAGCCAAACCGUCUGCAUCCCCUCCCCGUACACGGACAAUAGCCACGAGUACAACCACGGCCACGGACCGCUGACCUUCUACAGCCCGUCGGUGCUGAGCUACGCCAGGCCGCCCAUUACUGACAGCCCGUCGUCUCUGUGCUCCCCCAUUAGCCCGGCGGCCUUCUGGCCCUCCCACACCCACACCCACCCCAACAUGCCCUCACUGACUCUGCGCUGCCCUCAGCCUCUCGUCUACAAUGAACCCAGCCCGCAUGCACCCUGGCUGGAAGCUAAAACCCACAGCCUGGCCGGCAGCUCCAUCAUCGGCUGUAACAAGCCGCUGGGGAAGAGAUCCGGGGAAGGAGUGGAUGGCGUCAACUCCUCCCUGUGUUCAUCAGCAGCGGGGAAAGCCGACAUGCACUACUGCGCCGUGUGCCACGACUACGCCUCGGGGUACCACUACGGCGUCUGGUCCUGUGAGGGCUGCAAGGCUUUCUUCAAGAGGAGCAUCCAAGGACACAAUGACUACAUCUGCCCCGCCACGAAUCAAUGCACUAUCGACAAGAACCGACGUAAAAGCUGCCAGGCCUGCCGCCUCCGUAAAUGCUACGAAGUGGGCAUGAUGAAGUGCGGUGUAAGGCGUGAACGCUGCAGCUAUCGAGGAGCCCGACACCGCCGUGGUGGACUCCAGCCUCGAGACCCCACAGGCAGGGGUAUGGUCCGGGUGGGGCUGGGUCCUCGGGCCCAGCGGCACCUCCACCUGGAGGCUCCUCUCGCCCCGCUCACCCCGCUCCCUCAGGCGAAUCACGCUCACCACCCGGUCAUGAGCCCAGAGGAGUUCAUCUCCCGCAUCAUGGAGGCGGAGCCUCCGGAGAUCUACCUAAUGGAGGACCUGAAGAAGCCCUUCACCCAGGCCAGCAUGAUGAUGUCCCUCACCAACCUGGCCGACAAAGAACUGGUGCUCAUGAUCAGCUGGGCUAAAAAGAUCCCGGGUUUUGUCGAGCUGAGUCUAGCUGACCAGAUCCACCUGCUGAAGUGCUGCUGGCUGGAGAUCCUGAUGUUGGGUCUGAUCUGGAGGUCGGUGGAUCAUCCUGGAAAACUCAUCUUCUCACCAGACUUCAAACUCAACAGGGAGGAGGGACAGUGUGUGGAGGGCAUCAUGGAGAUUUUCGACAUGCUGCUUGCAGCCACCUCUCGGUUUCGUGAGCUGAAGCUUCAGAGGGAGGAGUACGUCUGUCUGAAGGCCAUGAUCCUCCUCAACUCCAAUCUGUGUACGAGCUCCCCUCAGACGGCCGAGGAGCUGGAGAGCAGGAACAAGCUGCUGCGUCUGCUGGACUCGGUGAUCGACGCUCUGGUCUGGUCCAUUUCCAAACUGGGCCUGUCGACCCAGCAGCAGACGCUUCGCCUUGGACACCUCACCAUGCUGCUCUCCCACAUCCGCCACGUCAGUAACAAAGGCAUGGACCACCUCACCACCAUGAAGAGGAAGAACGUGGUGCUGGUGUACGACCUCCUCCUGGAGAUGCUGGACGCCAACAUGACCAGCGGCGGCAGUCAGCCGUCGUCCUCGCCGAGCUCAGACACUUACUCUGACCAGAACCAGUACGGCCAGCCCCAGUCUAACCAGGACCCGGCCGCUGACGGCUCAUAUGGACCUCCUGAGGACCCGGACCUGGACGGACACCUGCAGAAUCUGCCCCUCCAGUCCUCACCUCCGUUUCAGAGUUUAGACGUGUCUCACUUGGACAACAAUGGUUACAUCCAUUCCGAGCCGUGGUCUCUGCACGCAGGAGACGACUGUCCAUCAAUGGAAGCCACAGAUUACAUCAUCGCCAAUCGGGGCUUCAUGGAAACGGCCUUAGAAGGAUGACAGGACAGAAAGAGACUUAACUGAGACUGAACCUUUUUAAUGGUUUUCCAUCCCGCCAAAGAUCGAGAGAAGAAAAAGAGGAUUAAAAAAAACAAACAGAAAGUUCUGUUGUGAGGUAGUGUUGAGAUGUUUUUAGUCUUUAAAAAAAAAUUAUGUUUUUGAUCGAAUGUAUAUUCUGUGUGCGUAAAUAUUUCUUGUGAAUGUGCACUACAGUCGGUGUUCGUGAGAACAUCACUGAACCUCUGCCAGUCAGUUUGAGCUCUUUUUUGAUAUACAGUAUUUGUAUCUUUUUUUCACCUCGGUGUAACAUCUAGAACAAGCCGUCUACAAUCUGCAGUGACUUACAGAAAAGGUGCAUGUGGUCAACACGGUUCACAUACAUUUCCAUAACGGUUGUUGGUCGUAUAGCUUUAAAAAAAAAAAAAAAAAAAAUCACACUGUUGUCUUUCUUCUUCACUUCUUCUGUGUACUUUGGUAUUUGAAUCGGUGCCUGUUCAUCCAGGUUUUUUUUCUACUCUCUUUGUACAAAACUACAAGUUUCCGUGGAGUCAAGAAGCAGCAGUUUGUGGCCUUUUUUAAAAAGAUGACUGUUAACGCAAGCUUUCUUCUCUGUUCAUCUGGUUAAACUAAGGCUGGAUUUACCAAACACCAUGUGUGGCACAGACCUGUUCCCAAAAACCCCAUCGGCAUCGGCACCAAAACACAAUUUAACUCGAUAUGCUAGUAUCGACAGUUUAAGCUCUUAAAAGUGAUGUAAAUAUAUAAACUUGCUAUCUGUAUGUAUGUUGUAUUCCUAACAUGCUAAACAUUACUUUCUAAUUGUAUAGAAAGGCAAAGUCCCUCCCCUUCCAGUCUGACCUUAUUUUGGAAAGAAAUAUGUACGGUAGUCAAAAGUGAGAUACAAAAACUUUUCUUAAUUGUGCCAAGAAUUACUCAUACGAUGUUUGCCAAUUUAAAGUUCACUUUUGUCUUUUUUGUCUUAAGCUAACAAGCUAACUAUUAGUAUAGCAUGCUAACUGUAUGCAUUUAAAGAUACUAACAUGCUAAACAUUAGUUUGUUAAAACGCUUAUUGUAUGCACGCUGACACAGUGCUAACAUGCUAACGUAUAACAGUCUAGCUGCACUUGCAAAAAUAAAGAAACAUAGUCCUGUCUAAGUUGCUGCACAUGUAUGUAUACAUCAGAUAGAUUCAUAACUUCAUACCCGUGAUACUAAACACUUCAUUCUUGUUAGCUUUAGCUGUACUUUAAGGGUAAAGUUAACAUGCUAAUGCAUGUUGAUAUGCUAGCAUCAGUGUGCAGCUAAAACAAGCUAACCUGCCAAAUUUACAUUUUAUGAGAUCUUUUUUUUUAACUGUUGGAAAAAAAUGUUUAAAUGGAAAACAUUCCAGAUUAACUUAAUGCACAUACAUUUUGUAUUUUUAGAAAAGAUUGUAAAUUUUGCAACAAUUUUUUAGGAUUUGUAUACAAUCUACUUUAUACCUGAACCUUUAGAAAAGAAACACACUGUCCAAAUCAAAUUUCAUUAAAGACAGAGUUCCCUUUGCUUACUAUAUUUAAGCAUAGUAGACCAGAUAAAGCUCAUUAUUGGCAAUUAUGCAUUAGGUCUUGCGACUUAUUCAUACUAUACCUUCAGGUAAUGAAAACUGCAAAUUGUUAUUUUUACAGAUAUAUUCAAUUCCAAGUAAGUAGGGAUAAAUACAGUACAAUACUUCUAGUACACAUUCCCUUUUUGUACCACAGAUGGUUUACUAAUAUAAGCAAAUUCUGCUUGUGUUCACUUUGACGAAGAGCCUCCGCCUCAACAAAGAGAAAUAAAUGUCUAAAUGCACUUUAAUAUUUAGUUUGUGUAAUAGUUCAGUUUUGCUCAGUAGCCUUAUGUAACCAAGUAACUGAACAUGGGGGAAUCAUCAGUGUUCCUCGCUGUAAUUUAUGCGCUGUCCUGAAUGGAUGACACACGAGGAAAAAUGUGAACAUGAGCAUCGGUCCAGAACUGGUGUGUUUUAGUUGUUCUUGGCUAACAGACACAAGAAACCGUUGUUACCUUGAGUAUUUGAACUUCACGUCUCCAUCCACGUUUACAGCCUCGUGUUUCAUUCUUCUUUACGGUGGUGUUUUUGAUUAUGAUCUCAUUAACCACACAAGUUAUUUAGUGCCAUCCGAGUCCAAACAGCUUCGUUUUUUUUGAUCCGGACAAAUAAAUUAAAAACAGUCAAUCUUUCAGAAUAUCGGAUUUAUUACCAAAACGCAUCAUUUAUGUCAUUUUUGGACGCCCAGUUGAGCUGUGCCACUUUGCUGCCAAUGUAAAUUCAGCCUCAGUUCCAGAUUACCCGACCACUGCUCAUAGACAGAUACAUGUUCUCUGUUUCUUUCUUUCCUGAUGUCUGUAGCUUGCACAUGCAUGCACACACACACACACACACACACACAAACACACAUAUUCAGAUGAUGUCUUUUGUAAGUUUUUGUCUGUCAAACCUGUCGGCUCUUAGCCGGAGAUACAGUAAACGUACAACCACAAAUCAUGACAAACAUUUGUCAAUCCAAGGUGACAAUCUAUACAAACCAUGAAGAAGAGUUCACAAAAUAAAUCCAACUU